Acanthaster planci (crown-of-thorns starfish) is the source of this 2637-nucleotide messenger RNA. RefSeq lists its product as uncharacterized. Gene Ontology annotation, cellular component: extracellular matrix. The record is from RefSeq and is a predicted model, not a curated record. NCBI's taxonomy places the organism in Eukaryota, Metazoa, Echinodermata, Asteroidea, Valvatida, Acanthasteridae.
AGCAUUGUAGAAAUCAAUAAAUAAAGUCUUGAAAUGUUAUUAAAGUCUGAAACAGUGUAAUUAUCUUGCUCCUGCAACAGGGUUUUUUAAGAUUGGCUCAAACUAAUGUACAUGUAGGGAUUAUAUAGAACAGGGAUGUCAAGCAUUAAACUGAUUAAUUAUACUUUUCCUACACACAGGAUCUGAAUUCAGCACUUGAGUGCACAGUCAAUAGGGACACAGAAAAUGCUAUGUUGAAAGUACUGCAAUGUCAAGAACAAAGACCUUGAAUGGUCACGUAGAAAGAUCCGGGUUCAAAAGCCUACAUGGUACGGAUGUCCCACAUACACGUAUGACGGAAAUCAACAGAGACCAACACGGGAAGAAAUAAACCAGGUGCACAUCUUGAUAAGAAAGCUGUCCAAAAUAACCGACAGAAAAGAAAAAUUAAAAUGACCCUGAGACUGUUCUAUUUUGACAAGGGGAUGUAAUAUCUGCAUGUUAAAAAAACUGCAGUACUUUUUGUUCUGUUGUUUUUUUAAUUUGGAGAAAUUUAAACGAGCACAAUACAGUAUUUGGGUACAGUUUACAAUAAGGCAGGCAAAAAGAAACAUACACAUGCUAAAAUUUUAAAAUCUGUUGUUGUAAUGAUACCAAACAUUCACCACAACUACCCUUCAAACCUGCACCCCCCACCCCCCUUGGCUUUUGAAUCUGGAACUUCAGUUCCGGUUCCAAAGUAGAGAACACAGCACACUGAGAAGGAUACAACACACAAGCCCUCGUCUGUUGGUGCAAUGAGAUGAGCUGUCUUGUGCUCUGAACACCAAGAGAUUGAUGCUGUUAACAAGGAGAAGACUGGCAACUGAAUCAAGGACGAUGGCUUGGGUGAAGCUUCUGCUUCUUGUUGUUCUUUUGUCUUUGCUCUUUCCUGGCCAUGUUGCGACCGAAGAGCCAGCGCCAUCCAUAACAGACGGCCCGCUAGCAGGAACAUCCUUCCAUCCAGAGGGGUGUAAUUCUUGCUGCCAUGUGAUUGUGGGUCCUCCAGGAAAGCCAGGAAUUCCAGGCAUUCCGGGAGUUCCUGGUCAAGGAAUUGCAGGUCCCAAAGGAGAAAAUGGAGAGGCAGGACUGGCAGGACCACCAGGGGAUAAAGGAGCUCGGGGUGUACCGGGGAAGCUUGGUCCCAAAGGAUCUCAAGGUGCUGGUCUGCCUGGUAAGAUGGGAGCACCUGGACUGGAUGGAUUGCCAGGGCUUCGGGGGGCAAUAGGAGAAAUGGGACCUAAAGGGAAUCAAGGAGCACAGGGCAGCCGAGGUCCUCAAGGAGUUGCAGGGCCAAAAGGAGGACGUGGGACUUCAGGGCCAAAAGGGGACCAAGGAGUAACUGGUAGCACAGGUCCUCCAGGAGUUGCUGGACCAAAAGGGGACCGUGGAGUAACAGGACCAGGAGGACCUAAAGGAAAUCCAGGUGCAACUGGGAGCAGAGGUCCUCAAGGACUUGUUGGGUCAAAAGGGGAACGUGGGCCAACAGGACCAGGGGGACCUAAAGGGGGUCGUGGAGCAACUGGUAGCAGAGGUUCUCAAGGCGCAGCUGGGCCAAAAGGGGACCGUGGAGUAACAGGACCAGGAGGACCUAAGGGGAAUCGAGGGUCAACAGGGAGCAGAGGUCCUCAAGGAGUUGCUGGGCCGAAAGGGGAACGUGGGCCAACAGGACCAGGAGGGCCUAAAGGGAAUCGAGGAGCUAAUGGAAGUGGAGGUCCCCAAGGAGCUACCGGCCAAAAAGGAGACCGCGGACUGACAGGACCAGAAGGACCUCAAGGGAAUCGGGGAGCAACUGGUAGCAGGGGUCUUCAAGGAGUUGCUGGGCCAAAAGGGGACCGUGGCCCAAGGGGACAAGGAGGACUUAAAGGGAAUCGAGGGGCAACAGGGAGCAGAGGUCCUCAAGGAGUUGCUGGGCCAAAAGGGGAACAUGGACCAACAGGACCAGGGGGACCUAAAGGGGGUCGUGGAACAACUGGUAGCAGAGGUUCUCAAGGCGCAGCUGGGCCAAAAGGGGACCGUGGAGUAACAGGACCAGGAGGACCUAAGGGGAAUCGAGGGGCAACAGGGAGCAGAGGUCCUCAAGGAGUCGCUGGGGAGAGAGGAGGAACUGGCAGCAGAGGACCUCCAGGGAUUAAAGGGCAAAAAGGUCAGAAAGGUCAAAAGGGGAGUCACUCAGGGGUUACUCGUCCCAACCCGAUUCCUCUUCCGCAACCUGAACAUCCGCCAUUUCCGCCAGAGGACUGUCCCGCACCUUUGCCAUGGUGUUAAAUGUCCAGACAUAACAUGAUCCUUAUUCCUUAGUAGGGUACUCAUAAAUUUAUGCAUUCUUAUUACAUUUGUUAUGCUUAUAUAUACAGUAUUUCUAAAACCACCUCAGCUCCCCUGAGAAAAGACAGUUUCACCUCGCCAUUCUUUGGGGGAAGCUGAUUCAAAUAUACCAAACCCUAUUUUCUAUAUUUUCAAACUUAUUCAGUUGUGACAGAAACAGACACAAUAAUAGAUGAAGACAUUUUGGCUGUGAACAAAACUCUGUGUUAGUUCAUUAGUUCUACAAUUUCUAGAAGGAAGUUGAGCUGUGUUCUCUAGUACAAAGACACAAAUAUAACAAAAAUGAACUCA